GGGGGUGAGGAAGCCCUAGGGCGCUGCCGCUGUUUUCCUUAACCACAAAUCAGGCGGGACAGGACAGGGAGGGGUAGGGGACAGUGGGUGGUCAUUCAGACUUCCAGCACUUUACUAUCAACAGCCAGGGCUCCCGAGCGGCGGAAAAUUCCGGCCACUCUCUGCAGCUUGGGUUGGGCGAAUCUAGGACGGUGCCGCGCCACCGCCAGGAUAUGGAGCUACUGUCGCCACCGCUCCGCGACGUAGACCUGACGGGCCCCGACGGCUCUCUCUGCUCCUUUGCCACAACGGACGACUUCUAUGACGACCCGUGUUUCGACUCCCCCGACCUGCGCUUCUUCGAAGACCUGGACCCGCGCCUGAUGCACGUGGGCGCGCUCCUGAAACCCGAAGAGCACUCGCACUUCCCCGGGGCUGUGCACCCAGCCCCGGGCGCGCGUGAGGACGAACAUGUGCGCGCGCCCAGCGGGCACCACCAGGCGGGCCGCUGCCUACUGUGGGCCUGCAAGGCGUGCAAGCGCAAGACCACCAACGCCGACCGCCGCAAGGCCGCAACCAUGCGCGAGCGGCGCCGCCUGAGCAAAGUAAAUGAGGCCUUUGAGACGCUGAAGCGCUGCACGUCUAGCAACCCGAACCAGCGGUUGCCCAAGGUGGAGAUCCUGCGCAACGCUAUCCGCUAUAUCGAGGGCCUGCAGGCUUUGCUGCGCGACCAGGACGCCGCGCCCCCUGGCGCCGCCGCCGCCUUCUAUGCGCCGGGCCCGCUGCCCCCAGGCCGCGGCGGCGAGCACUACAGUGGCGACUCCGACGCGUCCAGCCCGCGCUCCAACUGCUCCGACGGCAUGAUGGACUACAGCGGCCCCCCGAGCGGCGCCCGGCGGCGGAACUGCUACGAAGGCGCCUACUACAGCGAGGCGCCCAGCGGUGGAACCCAGGCCCGGGAAGAGUGCGGCGGUGUCGAGCCUAGACUGCCUGUCCAGCAUUGUGGAGCGCAUCUCCACCGAGAGCCCUGCGGCGCCCGCGCUCCUGCUGGCCGACGUGCCUCCGGAGUCGCCUCCGAGCGGGCAAGAGGCUGCUGCCUCCAGCGAGGGAGAGAGCGGCGACCCCACCCAGUCCCCGGACGCCGCCCCGCAGUGCCCUGCGGGUGCGAACCCCAACCCGAUCUACCAGGUGCUCUGAGGGGCGGGUGGCCGCCCACCCGCCCGAGGGAUGGUGCCCCUAGGGUCCCUCGCGCCCAAAAGAUUGAACUUAAAUGCCCCCCUCCCAACAGCGCUUUAAAAGCGACCCCUCUUGAGGUGGGAGAGGCGGGAGAACUGAAGUUUCCGCCUCCCGCCACCCAGGGCAAGGACUCAGCGCGGUUUUUUCCACGCAGCACCCUUCCCGGAGAUUCAUUGCGAUGGCCGCUCCGUGUUCCUCGGUGGGCCAGAGCUGACCCUUGAGGGGCCAAGUUCAGCUUUCUCGCGCCCCCCCCCCCCAUGGGGGUGAAACCCUCCCAGACCUAAGCCCUGCACCGGGAUGCACCGGUAAUUUGGGGGGCGUGAGGCCCAGGUGCACUCCUGUCCCAAAUGCAGCAGGUGUAACCGUAACCCACUCCCAACCCGUUCCCCGGUUCAGGACCACUUUUUAUAAUACUUUUGUAAUCUAUUCCUGUAAAUAAGAGUUGCUUUGCCAGAGCAGGAGCCCCUGGGGCUGUAUUUAUCUCUGAGGCAUGGUGUGUGGUGCUACAGGGAAUUUGUACGUUUAUACCGCAGGCGGGCGAGCCGCGGGCGCUCGCUCAGGUGUUCAAAAUAAAGGCGCUAAUUUAUACCGC
Messenger RNA from Piliocolobus tephrosceles (Ugandan red Colobus), 1807 nucleotides. RefSeq names its product myogenic differentiation 1 (gene MYOD1). The transcript has 3 exons. Gene Ontology annotation, biological process: muscle organ development; regulation of transcription by RNA polymerase II; skeletal muscle cell differentiation. Gene Ontology annotation, molecular function: DNA-binding transcription factor activity, RNA polymerase II-specific; protein dimerization activity; RNA polymerase II cis-regulatory region sequence-specific DNA binding. Bases 213 to 1436 code for a protein of 407 amino acids. Lineage: Eukaryota; Metazoa; Chordata; Mammalia; Primates; Cercopithecidae. The record is from RefSeq and is a predicted model, not a curated record.